AUUUGCUAUUCCAAGACGCAGUAAUAUUGGGAAUGAUUUAAUUUAUCCAAAAAUGAACCUCAAAAAAUUCCUUUUCGAAAAUGAAUCUGUGGUUGGCAUCAGUUCUCCAUCCCAAUACAUCUACAUAAAAAUAGUGCGGUUCAUGUUAGUGAUCGUCGGCUCCUGGCCUAGGAGAGAGAUCGGGGAGCCAGAACCACGAUACCAGACAAUUAUGCUCAAUUCAUUCUUCUUCUGUGUGGUCAAUGCUGCUUUAUACGGGUCCAUAUCCUACGUAUAUAUGCAUACAAGUGAAUUAUCUUUUUUGGAAAUUGGACACAUGUAUAUCGUGAUUCUAAUGAGUGUUAUUGAUAUGUCCAGAGUAUUUACUCUAACAUUAUCACAAAGGUACCGAGAUUUGGCUAAAGAAUUCCUUACCAAGAUACAUCUGUUCUACUUCAAAGAUCAUUCUCCAUAUGCGAUGGUGACUCACAAGAAAGUCCACCUAAUCUGUCAUCUGUUCUCUCUCUGCUUACUCUCCCAGAUGUUAACUGGUCUUUCUUUAUUCAAUCUCAUACCCAUGUACACGAACUACUCCUCAGGAAGGUACGCUAGUGGUGGCACCCAGAACUCAACGUUCGAACACUCUCUGUAUUUUCCCUACCCUUUUAACACUUCUACUGAUUUUAAUGGAUAUGUCGUUGCUUGUAUUUUGCAUUGGUUAUUGUCAUACUUAUGCUCAACAUGGUUCUGUAUGUUUGACCUCUUCCUAUCAAUAAUGGUUUUUCAUCUUUGGGGCCAUUUCAAAAUACUAAUCAACAGCCUGAAUAACUUCCCUAAGCCUAGCGCUGAAACUCACUGUGAAUUAGAACGAGGCAUUAAUAUAAACGCUGAAAAAUAUUCAAAAGAAGAACUCGUUAAAGUUUCUCAGAAACUGAAAGAAUGUAUUGAUUAUCACCGAGAGAUAAUUCAAUUUACAAACGCCAUGUCAGAUGUAUUCGGGCCGAUGUUGUUCUGCUAUUAUGUAUUCCACCAGACAAGCGGUUGUUUACUAUUGUUGGAGUGUUCGCAAAUGACAGCACAAGCUCUAAUCCGUUACGUACCACUGACGAUAAUACUAACUCAGCAAUUAAUUCAAUUGUCAGUCAUUUUUGAACUGGUCGGCAGUGAGAGUGAGAAAUUAAAAGACGCCGUGUAUGGUGUACCAUGGGAAUGCAUGGAUGUUAGUAAUAGGAAGGUGGUUGCAUUCUUUCUUAUGAAUGUUCAGGAGCCUGUUCAUAUUAAGGCUCUGGGUGUUGCUAAUGUUGGAGUCACUUCUAUGGCUGCGAUCCUGAAGACUUCAAUGUCCUACUUCACCUUCUUACGAAGCAUGUGAAUAUUUAAAUACUUUUAAAGUGAACGUCGCUGUUAUGUAUUUAUUUGCUAACAUUUCCUGUGAUUGCUUUUUACUAUUUAUUAG
Messenger RNA from Spodoptera littoralis (African cotton leafworm), 1435 nucleotides. NCBI's taxonomy places the organism in Eukaryota, Metazoa, Arthropoda, Insecta, Lepidoptera, Noctuidae. The record is from the annotation of a GenBank genome assembly.